GUCCUGCUCUACGCUGCUCUCUCACCAAGUUGGAUUUAUCUUUUGGACUACAGUACAAAAUGCCACACAACCACUUGUUCUUUAUGGGGACUAACAUCGUCUGGGCGCUUCUUCUGAGCCACUCAGCACUGUGUCAUGAGAAGACCCACUCCCACGCUGAAGAUGAGCUCUUCAAGGCGCUGUUUUCUGGUUACAACAAGUGGUCAAGACCUGUGCCGAACAUCUCGGAUGUGGUCAUCGUCAAGUUCGGACUGUCCAUCGCACAGCUCAUCGAUGUGGAUGAAAAGAACCAAAUGAUGACAACAAAUGUGUGGCUCAAGCAGGAGUGGAAUGACUACAAACUUCGCUGGAGACCAUCUGACUUUGACAACGUGACAUCCAUCAGAGUUCCCUCAGAGCUCAUUUGGGUACCAGAUAUUGUCCUCUACAAUAAUGCUGACGGAGAAUUUGCUGUGACCCACAUGACUAAAGCUCACCUUUUCUACACGGGCAAAGUCCGCUGGGUCCCACCCGCCAUUUACAAGAGCUCCUGCAGCAUCGACGUCACCUUUUUCCCUUUCGAUCAACAGAACUGUAAAAUGAAAUUUGGCUCCUGGACCUACGACAAAGCCAAGAUUGACCUGGAGCGAAUUGAAAACACCGUGGAUCUCAACAACUACUGGGAGAGCGGUGAAUGGGCCAUCAUCAACGCUGUGGGAACAUACAACACAAAGAAAUAUGACUGCUGCCAUGAGAUCUACCCAGACAUCACCUACUUCUUCAUCAUCCGAAGGCUUCCUUUGUUUUACACCAUCAACCUCAUCAUCCCCUGCUUGUUGAUCUCUUGCCUCACUGUUUUGGUUUUCUACCUGCCCUCAGACUGUGGUGAGAAGAUCACUCUUUGCAUCUCUGUGCUCUUGUCCCUCACUGUCUUCCUUCUGCUCAUCACAGAGAUCAUACCAUCCACAUCCCUCGUCAUCCCUCUCAUAGGCGAGUACCUCCUCUUCACUAUGAUUUUUGUCACCUUGUCCAUCGUCAUCACUGUAUUUGUGCUAAAUGUGCACCAUCGCUCUCCCAGCACCCACAAGAUGCCCCGCUGGGUCCACUCUGUGUUCCUGGACUUGAUCCCUCGGUGGCUGUUCAUGCGCAGGCCCGCGCCCGAUGGCAGGCGUCGCAGGCUUUGGCUGCUCCAGCAGGAAGCGGCGGUGGAGCGGAGGCACCUGCGAAUGGCCGGGUGCAAAUCCGGCAACUACAUCAGCACCUCGUCUACCUGGCUGAGAGACGGGACCGUGCUGGAGGAUGCCGAGAGAAGCUGUUACGAGGAUUUAGAGCUAGGGACCUUGACAUCAUACUUCUCCUUCCGUCCUCCGUCACCUCGACCUCCAGGAACGACUCCUCCACCGCAGCAAAAGACCCCACAGAACAGCCAGACCCGGCAGGAGGGGGCUGCGGUGUCCAACAGACAGUCCAGUGGACACAGACUUAACUGUACUCAGCGGCCAACCAGAGCUGACAGUUCAGUGUCAGAGUCAUCAUUCCUCCUCUCACCAAGCGUUAUACGUGCAUUGGAAGGGGUGCACUACAUCGCAGACCACCUGAGAGCCGAGGAUGCUGACUUCAGUGUGAAAGAAGACUGGAAGUAUGUUGCCAUGGUGAUUGACCGCAUCUUCCUUUGGAUGUUCAUCAUCGUUUGCCUGCUUGGAACAAUAGGUCUCUUCCUGCCGCCGUGGCUCUCUGGCAUGAUUUAAAAAAUGUAGCUGAAGUCUACUUCAAAACUGGAAACAUGACUCAUGUUUGUGUAACACGGUACAACCUAUGUGGCCUCAAAAACUGGAAAUGAAACACAACCGAGCUAUUUUUACAUUCUUACCACUCAUUCAUAAAAAGGUUUAUUUUUUGUAGCAACAUUUUUUAGUAUCUCCUGCAGAUUGUCAUACUGUGCUGUGAAGACUGGACACAUCUCUCAUCCGUGGGAGAAGGAUCUAGCCUCAGAUGUACCAGCAGUCUCACGUGUAAUGUUGCUCAAGCGGUAUUUAACCUGAAUGCUAACAUUAGCACGUUAACUAUUAACAAGCUGACAUUAGCAGAUUUAUCCAAUCAGCAUGGUGGUCAACAAAUGCCACGAUCUGUUCUCCCUCAUCAAGGCCUUCGGAUUCAACGCGUUAAUGUUGGAAGGGUUAGUUAAAGCUGGAAAGUGUAGUUCUGACCCUGUUAACCUACUAAUGUUAAUUAUAUAAUCUUCUAAUCACGUUUGUGUGAUGUGAGAAGCUGUGGUGCCGCUCUAACACCAAAUUAUGUGACCAAAAUUGAGUUCCCAUCGUGUUACCAGAAAUAUUUCACUAUACGCUAAAAUUCAAGCUAUUUUUCAUAAAUUGUAAGUCAAUACUUUUCGUUUUUUUAUAUAUUGCAGAAAGGGUACCAAUAUAUGAGUUUAAAAAGAAAGUUAAAAGUCAAAAAAGCAUCCUGAUUUAUGGACUCUGGAUGGCCGUGACUGGAAUUUUGUAGAAGAAAACAAGCUGCGUCCUAGCCUUUCCUUCACUGAAUAAACCACAUUCUUGAGUUAAGAUCAGACUCCACAUUAGCCUGUUUUAUCCAGGACUGAGUGAGUUAGAAGCUGUUUAAAGUCUGUGUAAAUAUGAAGCACUGAAGACAGAUUUCUUCGUUAAAGUAAGCAAUUUCUACAUGGUGUUCAAGUCUGUUGAUAUUUGAAUAAAACAUCAAAAGCUACAGUAUGUCCUCCCUCCCCCUCCCAGAGAAAACGCAUCCUGUCACAGUUACAAAUCCUCCACUAACAUUGCUUAUUCGUACCAAAAAAAAAAAAUGUAU
Molecule: messenger RNA, 2805 nt
Organism: Cololabis saira (Pacific saury)
Lineage: Eukaryota; Metazoa; Chordata; Actinopteri; Beloniformes; Belonidae
Gene: chrna2b
Product: cholinergic receptor, nicotinic, alpha 2b (neuronal)
Exons: 6
Coding region: 60-1727 (555 amino acids)
Biological process (GO): regulation of membrane potential; nervous system process; signal transduction
Cellular component (GO): neuron projection; synapse; postsynaptic membrane
Molecular function (GO): acetylcholine-gated monoatomic cation-selective channel activity; transmembrane signaling receptor activity
Source: RefSeq, a predicted model, not a curated record